AUGGCAUCGGGAGGAGUAGGUAUUAGCUCCAUAGAUCCGGAUGUAUCUUCAACAUCUAAUACAAAAUUCACAUCCGACCGUGAAGAUGCCCAAGACUCAUCCAUUUCGGAGACCCCGGGUAAACAGCGUACCAAAAGUGAUAAGGAACGCAAAAUUGGCCAUAGGCGUGUCGGUGAGGGUGGUGAGAUCACCUAUAAAAAGAUACAGACCUCACAGAUUAUGGGUUCCAUACAAUUGGGUAUACAGCAUACGGUCGGUAGUUUAGCCUCUAAACCAAAACGUGAUCUACUUAUGAUGGACUUUUGGGAAAUCGAAAGUAUUGUCUUUCCGCCCGAAGGUUCUAGCCUUACGCCUGCCCACCACUAUAGUGAAUUUCGUUACAAAAUUUAUGCGCCGAUAGCAUUUCGUUACUUUAGAGAUUUGUUCGGCAUCCAGCCGGAUGAUUUUAUGAUGUCCAUGUGUUCGUCACCAUUGCGGGAGCUGUCGAAUCCGGGUGCAUCGGGUUCCAUAUUCUAUUUGACGCAUGACGAUGAAUUUAUCAUUAAGACGGUGCAGCACAAGGAAGGGGAAUUUUUGCAAAAAUUAUUGCCAGGUUACUACAUGAAUUUAAAUCAAAAUCCCCGUACCCUUUUGCCGAAGUUCUUCGGCCUGUACUGCCUGCAGACCAACAAUGCCAAGAACAUCCGUCUAGUGGUGAUGAACAAUCUGCUGCCUUCCUAUGUGAAAAUGCAUCUGAAAUACGAUCUGAAAGGAUCGACGUUUAAACGCAAAGCCAAUAAAGCGGAACGUGCCAAGAAAUCGCCAACAUUUAAGGAUUUAGAUUUUAUGGAACAGCAUCCGAAUGGUAUAUUCCUCGAGGCUGAAACCUAUUCGGCCUUGAUCAAGACAAUACAACGGGAUUGUACGGUACUGGAAUCAUUUAAAAUUAUGGACUAUUCCCUAUUGCUGGGUGUACACAAUUUAGAUUUGGCCUCAAAGGAAAAACAGAAGACACGAAAGCAGGCCAAAUCAUCGCAAUCCGAGGAAUCGGAUGAGGAUAAUGCUCGUGGUACAGAGACAACGUCGGAUAAUCAGGAUGAAGAAACGCAAAGCAAUAUACAACGCAAUAGUGCGGCCUAUCGCUCGAAUCGCCAACGUUUGGUAGCCCACUCCACAGCCAUGGAGAGCAUACAGGCUGAGAGUGAACCCAUUGAUGAUGAAGAAGAUAUGCCACCCGGUGGCAUCCCGGCCCGCAGUGAAAAGGGCGAACGCCUGCUGCUCUUCAUUGGCAUCAUUGAUAUUUUACAAUCGUAUCGGCUGAAAAAGAAACUGGAACAUACCUUCAAGAGUAUCAUUCAUGAUGGUGAUACUGUUUCAGUGUGUCGUCCUUCAUUUUAUGCUCAAAGAUUUCAAAAUUUCAUGGCCAAA
Molecule: messenger RNA, 1407 nt
Organism: Musca vetustissima
Lineage: Eukaryota; Metazoa; Arthropoda; Insecta; Diptera; Muscidae
Product: phosphatidylinositol 4-phosphate 5-kinase type-1 alpha-like
Exons: 8
Biological process (GO): phosphatidylinositol metabolic process
Molecular function (GO): phosphatidylinositol kinase activity
Source: RefSeq, a predicted model, not a curated record